This is a messenger RNA of Trichomonas vaginalis G3, 684 nucleotides long. RefSeq lists its product as uncharacterized. The record is from RefSeq and is a predicted model, not a curated record. NCBI's taxonomy places the organism in Eukaryota, Parabasalia, Trichomonadida, Trichomonadidae. The transcript has a single exon. Bases 1 to 684 code for a protein of 227 amino acids.
AUGUUCUUGAUCUUUGCAAUUUGUGCACUUUCUAGGGUACAUUAUCACGAUGAGCCAAGGUACGAUGCCAAUGGCCUUGGUAAGGCAUUUAAGAAGAUAACACAUGUCGUCACAAGGCCAGUUAAAAAAGUUUUCCACGUUGCAACAAAGGUAACAUCUGUUGUCACAAAACCAGUUGUUAGAUUGAUCCACCACUCAUCAACAUCUGAAUGGGAAUCACCAUGCCAAAUCACCAGUUUCACAACAAACACAGGAUCAAAUGAUUGGGUUGUUGAUAAUUUGGAUGAUGCCGUUAAUGAUGUCGCUUCCCAGUUCAGCCUUAAUGCUGAUUCCGUCAGAAACUAUUUCAACCGCUGCAAGUGGUCCCAGAAUUCCAAGCAGCUCUUCAAUAACCUUAACUUCGAUAAGCUCGCUGACGUCAACCAGCGUUCUGCUCUUCGCGCUGCCACAGUUAUCAAGGUUUCCAAGGACGGAAGCAACUUCAACAUCAAUGUUAGACAAAUCUCCACACUUGCUAACAUUUAUGCUUCCACAGUUCGCAAGGAUCACUCCAGAACACUCGUCUUCUCAUCCUCUUCCACACAUGCAAGCUGGCGUCCACUUGAGGCUAAUGAACUCCAAGACAUCUUCAAUGCUUGCGAGGAAGAAAUCGCCCCAACACUCAACCAGUACAAGGCAAUUUAA